AUGAAACUCUUGAAACCUGCCUGGGUCUCUCAUGAUGAAAAGCCAAUCUUUUCAAUAGACAUUCAUCCGGAUGGGUCCAGGUUUGCAACGGGAGGACAAGGUGACAGUUCAGGGGCAGGUAAGGUGAUUAUCUGGAACAUGGAACCAGUUAGAGAUGCCGACAUGGAGGACGAUCAAAAGGUCCCAAAAAUUCUCUGUCAGAUGGACAACCACCUUGCAUGUGUGAAUUGUGUGAGAUGGUCAAAUGAUGGAAAGUACCUUGCGUCUGGGGGGGAUGACAAGUUUGUGAUGAUAUGGCAGACAAGCAGAUACGGUGGUCAAACAUCUAGUUUUGGAUGCAAUGGUAAAAUGCUGAACUACGAAUCUUGGAGGAUCUGCGUGACAUUAAGUGGUCACUCAGGAGAUGUCCUCGGGCUAGCCUGGUCUCCGCAUAACUUGUGGUUGGCAUCGUGCAGUGUCGACAACAACAUCAUCAUAUGGAAUGCCCUCAAAUUUCCAGAGAUAGUUGCAACGCUGAAGGGUCACUCUGGCAUGGUCAAGGGACUGACGUGGGAUCCCAUCGGCACCUACCUGGCCAGUCAAUCAGACGACAAGUCGAUCAGAGUCUGGAGGACUUACGAUUGGAAGGAGGAAACUUGUAUCACUAAGCCCUUUAGUGAGUGUGGUGGAACGACGCACAUGUUACGACUCGACUGGUCCCCGGAUGGUGAGUACUUGGUGACAGCGCACGCCAUGAACAACUCGGGGCCCACCGCCCAAAUCGUUGAAAGGGCCGGCUGGAAGACCAACCGAGAUUUUGUUGGACAUCGCAAGGCUAUCACCUGCGUAAGAUUUAGUCCUUGUGUCAUGGUCAGAAAUUCAAAAGAAGGCGAAAAGACUCCAUCACAGCAUCAUGUUGUCUGCGCAGUUGGUAGCAAAGAUAGAUCCGUGUCCAUAUGGGCGACCCAUCUGAAGAGGCCAGUGAUCGUGAUGCAUGAUUUGUUCACCAGUGCAAUACUCGACAUGUCCUGGAGCAGCGAUGGUAUGGAGAUGAUGUGUUGCAGUUGGGAUGGGACAAUUGCAUAUUUUGGCUUCAACUCCACAGAACUGGGCAAUCCAGUGUCCAAUCAGGAAAAAGUAGGUCGAGCUGUGCUAUUGGCUAGCUCGUUUUUAAUUUAUUUAAUUGGGGCGUUGUAUGCAAUUCUCAACGACUUGUAA
Helobdella robusta is the source of this 1197-nucleotide messenger RNA. RefSeq lists its product as hypothetical. Gene Ontology annotation, biological process: DNA-templated transcription; chromatin organization. The coding region runs from base 1 to 1197 and encodes 398 amino acids. The transcript has 12 exons. The record is from RefSeq and is a predicted model, not a curated record. Gene Ontology annotation, molecular function: protein binding; nucleosome binding. Lineage: Eukaryota; Metazoa; Annelida; Clitellata; Rhynchobdellida; Glossiphoniidae. Gene Ontology annotation, cellular component: HIR complex; nucleus.